AGAGACCGGAAAGAGAAGAGGGAGAGACAUGAGUGAGAACCGCGCUGUGACUGUCACGUUAGAAAUUGGUAAAACACCAAGUUUAAUGGGUGUGAUAGUAGAUGUACUUGUAUACUGCACGAAGAGUGAGUUACAGACAUUUGACUAAGUUUACAGUGUGAAAGUUAAUGGUUUUGAGGAACUCGGUUAGAGUUUUCCACGAGGAGAAAGAGUGGACUGCUAAUCAGCACGAUUUAGUUACCAGGACUUUGCCAGCGAGUAGCCUGCUCGGCUGCCCUUUUGUGCAUCGUCUGAAGAAGCGCUUAUCUCCAGAACCAUCCUCUGCUUAGCUGUCGGACGACGUCUUCAAUCAUCAGCAUCGCAAACACUGCGUUGCCGUGGCGGGAAGGACGACGCGCCGAUCAGCAUUACUACAGCGUUUUUCACAUUUUGAAAUUAGUGCAUGGUUUAGGCCUUUUCCAUCCAGUCGACUUACUGGCAAAUAAGACCGCAUUAAGAAGGCAAACCCUGGAACAUGAUGGGACCUCUGAUUGUUCAUUUGCUUUUACAAGGUGUUCUGCUAUAUGAUACUUUGGCAUGGAGCGUGACAAUGCCGAAAGGCAUACGUGGCCUCCGGGGUUCCUGUCUGGUUAUACCAUGUUCUUUCUCUUACUCAUCAUACCCACCUGAAAACCCACGUAGAGUUGUGUGGUAUCAGUGGGUCUCUAAAGGUUAUCCUUUAGUUUAUGAUCCAUGGUAUCCAAAUGAUGUCAUUGAUAAGUUUAGAUGGAAAACGUCUUUAUAUGGGAACCCAUCAAAUUGGGAUUGCAGUCUGCUGAUCACAAACUUGGAACAGUCCCACGAUGGAGAGAAAUUAUACACAUGGAUUGACCCUGAAAAUGUUGGCUGGCGCACCUAUAAAUUUUAUGAUGUCACCUCUACAAUCCAUGUCGACAAUCAUCCAGAGCUCCCAGACAUCAAUAUUUAUGGAGGUGACAAGAUAGGUGACACCAUCACAGUAGCAUGUUCUACUUUACACUCGUGUCCGUACAGCAAACCAAACAUCAUUCUGAAUGGUAUUGAAGGAUGUGACAAAAUAAACAGCAAGCAUAUUAAAGACGGCUUGUGGAAAAUCACUCGGACAUGCACAAGUGUCGUAAAGGCAGAACGCUUGACUAUCAUGUGUUCUGUAACACAUCAUGGUGGCAUAACAGUGACAGCUACAAAGGUCAAAAGUGCACAUUGUGUUCAUCAAAAAAUAACGAUUGAGCCUGAACUGACAGAUUUCAAAGAGGGCGUCGCAAAGAACUUCGUUUGUUCCGUCUAUCACUCCUGCCAGAAAGAGACUCCAACCAUCACAUGGAACUAUGAGAACAUGCAGGUCUUAACAGGGAGCAAAACACUUUCUGGGUUAGGUCGGAUCACCUAUUCCAGCAUAACCUUUCUGGGUUCGAAACAAGACCAUGGGAAGAAACUGAUUUGCACUGCAAAAUUUUCUGGAGGAAACACUGAAACCUCAGUUGUUUUACACGUACAACCAAGCUCACAGCCGCCCAGCAUCAAUAUUUAUGGAGGUGAAAGAAUAGGUGACACCAUCACAAUAGUAUGUUCAGCUGUCCACUCGUGUCCAUACAGCAAACCAAACAUCAUUCUGAAAGGUAUAGAAGGAACUGACAAAAUAGACAAUGAGCAAAAUAAUGAUGGCCUGUGGAAAAUCAUUCUGACACGCACAGGUGUCAUAAAAACAGAAAGUUCAACUAUUGAGUGUUCUGUAACACAUCACGGUGACAUAACAGUGACAGCUACAAAGGUCAAAAGUGCACAUUGUGUUCAUCAAAAAAUAACGAUUGAGCCUGAACUGACAGAUUUCAAAGAGGGUGUCGCAAAGAACUUCGUUUGUUCCGUCUAUCAUUCCUGCCAGAAAGAGACUCCAACCAUCACAUGGAACUAUGAGAACAUGCAGGUCUCAAAGGGGAGCAAAACACUUUCCGGUUUAGAUCAGGUCACCUAUUCCAGCAUAACCUUUCUGGGUUCAAAACAAGACCAUGGGAAGAAACUAAUUUGCACUGCAAAAUUUUCUGGAGGAAACACUGAAACCUCAGUUUUUUUACACGUACAACGUGUUAUGAAGUAUGAUGUUUUGGGAUUGGAAGUGAGAAUGCCAAAAGACAUUCAUAGCCUCCAGGGUUCCUGUCUGGUUAUACCAUGUUCUUUCUCUUACACGUCAAACCCACCCAAAGACCCACGUAGAGUUGUGUGGUAUCAGUGGGUCUCUAAAGGUUAUCAUUUAGUUUAUGAUCCUUCGCAUGCAGGUGAUGUCAUUGAGAAGUUUAGAGGAAAAACUGAGAUAGCCCUUCUCUUUCUCCCCGAUGUCCGCCAGGUUCAGCCACAGAUGCCUCUCCGUGGUCACGUUUGCUUGGUGGCCCGAAGAGCGAGAUUCAUAGUGUGGUGCAGCUCUUCUACCGCUUCAGGGGACAGACCCUGCCCCUGAUCCAGAUCUUUCAGCAGGCCGGCCUGGUAGACCUGUAACACCACCAUGGUGUGUAAGGCCGCCCCGGCCUGACCCGCUGCCACGUAUGCCCUGCCCCUGGUGCCUGCCCCGUGACGAGAUAGUUCGGAAACGUCUUGUCAAUAGGAGGCAUCGACACAUACCCAUGCUGACUCAAUCCCUCAACAUCAGCAAAAUUCGCCCGCUGAUGUCGAUGAAUGCGAGCCGAAUAUGGGUUCUUCCAUGCCUUUUUGAUCUCAACAUGGAGAUCAGGAAGGAAUGGAAGGCUCACGGGGGCUGCUGGGUUAUGGCCAGAAAGGAACUGCUCGUCGAGCCGUCCGCGUGCGGACCCUUUCUUAACACGCUCCCAAGGCAGCUGCAGUCUGCCAGAAGCGCGUUCCAUAACCUCCAGCAGCUCCGCAUAUGCAGGGCAGGGAGGCUUUGAAGAUUCAGCAGGCUCACCUGCUUCCUCAUCAACAGCCAUCUCCUGCUUUCUAGGGCUAGACGCCAGAAGAGCACUCACUGCUGGAUCCGAUGACGUCAAUGAAAGGACGUCAUCGUCAUCCAACAGCUCAUCCUCACCAGCCGCUGGGGGCUGAGAGAGAUUUACACCUCUCUCAAACUCCUCAGCGAGCUCCACCUGCGAGCCCCAUGAUUUCAGCCACCGCUCUGCCUCAGCACGAACGGGGCCAGAACCACCAGGCACAGAUGCUGACACCUCUUCCCUCGAGAAGAGUGCCAAAUGAGAACGGAGCGUCCUCAUAGGGAGACGCUCACAGUUAACACAGACAGUGUCCUCAAGCACUGUCCAUGCGUGCUCCUCUCCCAGACAGAAAACGCACAGAUUGUGUGUGUCACUGGGUGUCAAAAACCUGGGACACGGGUCAGCACACGUUUGUCAGACAUGAUAUAAAGUUUCCUUACCAGAUUCAAUGAAAUCGCGAUCAGACAAAACAGUCCCGAAAGACGAAAAGAUACUGACUGCUUCACUGGCAGCUCCUUUAUACUUGCAGGCCGCGUCUUGAUGACGUCAUAGGCUGUCGCCAGCCAAUAGGAUUGGAGAGAUUUGAUACUUUGCUUUCAGACAAGUGACGAGUGACGUUCCCCAUAUGCAGUAAACGCAGUGUAGAGUUCUCUUUCGAAAGGGAACAGACAUUUGAUGCAGUUUUACUUACCACCUGCAGUUCAGAAUCAUGACCGGAAUCUUUUACCGCUGUGACCACUCCAUCUUUCAGUUUCAAAUGAUCUGCAAAUCUAGCGUUGAACUGGGCCUUGUUUAUAAAACCAUAAGUGCCGAUCCUGAGGGCUCAAGCAGCUACAGAAAACACGAGAUAUUCUCCAUUCAUUUUAACCAAUAAAAAAUUGAAAAUAAAAAAACAUGAUGAGUGAUCUGUCGUCUCCCUCUGAACGAAGUCCAAUCUGAUAGUUCUCAGAAAAUGAACUGUAACUUAGUGAAUACUAAUCACAAAAAAGUCAGGUUUUAAAUCGUGUAAGUCAAAUCAAAAACAAAAAUUCUGUGUUUAUGUAAUCUGUAUGAAAAGAGACACAUGUCAGAAGUCCGUGAUUCAGCUCAUUAUCCAGGAAUGCGGCCAUGCCCACCUAGCGAGCGCUAUUCAGAUGCAAAUUCUGAGGCAAUACAUGUAUACAUCGUCUCAAUCGUGUAUUUAUUGUCUUGAAAAGUGUUUAUCUGUAUGUUAAAGCCAUGGUCAGAGACCUCUGGAAGACAUGCCGUUAGUUCCUGGAAUGUCCUGUUCUUCUUUAGAUUAAUUUGUGGACUAAAUGUGCACAGAGCGCCCUCCGGCUGCAAGUAUGAAUUGAAAACACAGUAUCCAGCGUUCAUAGUGAUAACAAUAAAUAUUGAAGAAAUAUUACUCCUCUGUACAGAAAAUUGACAUAAACAUAUGAGAAUCCAUCAAUAUUUCUCCAAAUGUGCAUGCUUUUAAGCUAAAAGGCUAUAUGAAAUGCCACAGAGGUAACAUGAAUGUUCAGACGCUUUACAUCACAGAAAUACAUUAUAUGUUAAAGUAUAUAAUAGAAUACCAUUAUUUUAAAUUGUAAUAAUAUUUCACAGUAUUGCUGUUUUUUCUUUAUGUUUGAUAUACACCAUGAUGAGCUUGAGACAUGAUCACAGAGGGUUUUUUCCACAGCCUACCUGACUGAAAGGCCUCAUUAUUAUGCAGGUCAUUAGAGGUCUUUAUGCGAUUCUCUUGUCUUCUCAGGUGUGAAUUACCUCAUUAUUCAUGAUGAUUCACGCCUCCACGCAUACUGUGUUUCCUGACAAAAAGUGUCUUACAAAAACUAAAUCAAUAUAUUGUUUUAUAUGAACGAGUAGGCAGGAUACUUUUUUACAUAAUUUUGAAGCAAAAACUCUAGUCUACAACCUCCAAUACCCAGAAGUCUUGUGAACACAGAUUUAAUAUAUAUUUUUUGGCUUUAUUUCAGUGACUUAAGUUUUUUUUUUUUUUUUUUUUAAUAACCAUGCAUAAAUGUUAUUCCUUCAAAAACACAAACAUGUACAUGUUCCUCACAUAUUAUUGUAGCCUAGUUUGUGCUGAAUACAGUGUAAUGACACUUUUUCCAUUAAUAUGUUUAUGAACAACUGAAAAAAGCACAAAUGUCGGGGCAUGUCAAAACUUCUCCAGGGCCCCGAAAAUCCUCAGACCCCAGAGGGUUACGGCGGUUUCUAUGGUUAUUUUAAUGACAAAUGUCAAGAGCACAUCAAUGUAAUGCGUGAGCACAAAUCUCUCAGCUCCGCUUAACGCUGGGUUGUUUGGGAAGCAAAGUUAUCUUUCCCUCACAACCAAAAACACACUUCUUUGAUGACAUUGUUGAUUUUGUGGUCUAAAAACAAAGUGGUAAAUUCUUUCUCGAUCAAGUCAUGUGUAACUUCCGUAACCCGAAUGAGGUACGUUGAUGGCGAAGUUUCCAUACAAGGAAUUCCACCCUUUAUUUCAUACUCGAAAAAAAACUUUCCAAAACAUGUAGGACAUCUGAAGGAGUGUAUUUGGCACAGAAAUACUCUAUCAUACGUCCAACUCAUUUUUUGAAACUUUGGCCAUGUUUAGCAAGAGAAUCCAACUCUUUAACAGUGUAAAUAAGUCAGAAUGCAUGAAAUAGAAUUAGACCCUCCUUUAAGGAAUGAUCAGAAGCAAUUACAAACCAAAACUAUUUAGGUAUAACAAAAAAAUACAACAUAAAAUUUUAUGUUGUGUUUAGGCAGUUGCUAUUGGAGGCAGUAACGUAAGAGAGAUUAAAAUGCAAAGUCAUAAUAAAUGAUAAUAAUAAUAAUAAAUGCAAAUAAAAAUAUUGAAUACAUUAGUACUCCACUAGGUGGAAACAAGUGACUGUUUAUAAAUGAAUUCUUCAUUAAAUCAUUCAUUCAAGAGUCGUUCAAAAUGGUGGAUCAUCCAUUAACUAAACAAGUAUUUAUGAAUAAAACACUGAAUUAAUUAAUUUUUAAAAAGUGAUUGAAUGAAUGAUUCAAAUUAAUAUAAUUUUAGCUGCCCGAAUGUAUUUAAUCGUGAUCACUAUUUAAAAAAAAUAAAGUAAACAAAACUGAUUGUCAGUUUAUCCUGAAUUAUGAGGCUCUAAUUAGAAGGUAAAUGUCUUUUCAUCUGUGUUUUGUACCUGAGUGUGAGAUGCUGCUAUUGCUAAUAUUAGCUGUAUAUGGUGCAUUAUAGCAAGACUCGCGGCUGGGAGAGUUAAACACAGUGCAUUCCUUCAGAUUAAUGCCAUGUUAAAGCAAAUGUUUCAUCAUAUUAGAGGAAAUUCCUCCCUUGCACGAAAUAUCUUUACCACAUAUACUGCAUUUGGCUAUACUAUCAUCUUUUUUCACAAAGUUUAACCAAACUUUUGAACGUUUGCUGCGGUCAGUUCUAGUGCCGAUUGUAAUGAGCGGCGCAUGUGCAUAAUGAGAUAAGGUCCUUGUCGCAGGUCCUGGCAGAUAGAUACAAAUGUAAAAUGUUCACCGCCGUUCGCCGUGCGAGAAUUACUGAAAAAAGUCAAGAAUCAACAAACAGAAUCGAAAUGUGCGCAUCGUAUUGAAUCCCCGGUUCAUUGAAAUUUGGAACCGGUUCUAAAAUGGAACUGGUUCUCGUUACUCAACCCUAUUUGUGUCUCUCAGAUGGCUCUCUUUCUACAGUCUUUCUUCAAAUCUCCCUCUUGCUUUCUCUCUCUCCUCCCCCAUCAUAAGUGGACACGCCGCCUACUGCUAAUUUGCUACAAGUCGCUUACUGCUCCUUUAAUAACAUAUUUUAUCAAAAAGACAUUCCUCACUCCCUCUCUAAAGUAGCUGUCAGCAGAUCAACUCAAUUUAAUUCAACUCAGUAUCAGCAGAUAUUUAAUAUUAAUUGACUCGGAUUGGAUCUGAAGGGGAAAAAAAAAAAAAAAAAAAAAAAACUUGAUUGGGACAUCCCUAGUUUUUUUUUUUUUUUAAACUUUAUUGCACAUGAAGCAGAUGAAAAGUUGAUAGCAGGCAAUACAAUGUUUUUUCAAGCACAUCCUAACAAUGGAAAUGUCUCUUUAGAUAUCGUAACUACUUGAAUUUCUAGCAGACAAAUAUGGGAAUAAUACAUGUAUGCAAUCGAGAUCUGAGACAAUAAAAUACUGUGAACACUUAAGCCACAUGCAUUUUUCAUUAUUUUAAAGAUAGCACAAGCAUAAUUUUCAAGUAAUACAUUUCACAAAAACAUUUAUUUGACUUUAAAACACAAGGUAUAUGAUUUGUGGAUUGAUUAAGUUUUUUUCUUUCUUUCUGGAAGUUGGAAUGCCAAGAGAGA
Messenger RNA from Ctenopharyngodon idella (grass carp), 7245 nucleotides. Its product is annotated as sialoadhesin-like. The record is from RefSeq and is a predicted model, not a curated record. The transcript is spliced from 9 exons. Lineage: Eukaryota; Metazoa; Chordata; Actinopteri; Cypriniformes; Xenocyprididae. The coding region runs from base 515 to 2470 and encodes 651 amino acids.